CGUAGAUCAAGAGAUCGAAGCUGUGCCACAUUACUACAUAUAUAUUCCGUGUUGGCAGUAUUUCUCUUCUUUCCAUAUCUUUCCACCUCUUCCUCCACUCACACCUACUUUCUACUAGUCAUGAACGACGACAUCCCCCCUACACUUGAUUGUCGAAGAGCCAUUCUGGAACUCACUGAACGUCUUUGCUCUCAAAAACAUGUUCGAGAUGGUAUAAAUGACCUCCUCAAGUUCAGCCACUCGGAAGAUUCAGAAUUUCAGCGCUACGGUCGAAAGAUUAUCGCCCUGACUGAGGUCGCACGCAGCACUCUUACACGUGUGGGAGUGAAAUUAUACCUGUUCGUUGUUUGUCCACAGACCUUGCUGCCAUUGAAGUCGGCGUACUUCAAAAUGCUGAUUUUAAUCAGACGCCGCAAACACGCCUUUCCUUUGGAACUGGACGACAGAAUAAAUCGGCUCUUACUUCCUCUAUACACUCAUCUCGUCACAUAUUACGGGGGAGUCGACACCCGUGCUCAACUGGGCAUCAAGGAAUUACUUGUCGCUCCGGAUACACCGGCCGCAGAAAAAAGGACCUGCCUGCCUGCUGCUAUCUCAUCAGUGCCAAAACCAGAUGCGGCAGGGGUUAUGCCACCGCCGGAUACUUUCGCGAAAAAAAGAGCGAGAGUCAACCCGCUUGGGGGAUUUAUAAAGCAGCAAUCUACGAAGGAGUCACACGCACGAAAACAUCUAGUGCCUAAGCAAUACCCAAUAGGUGAUCUAGGUGACAAUGGAGCCAAACCCUUAGUGUCUAAGGAAUACCCAGCGGCUGACAUUGAACCGGGCGACGACGGGGGAUCUUCUCGCCCUCGAAGGGUGUUCACUCGAACAAAUGCCAAGUAUUUUGGCAUUUUUUGCACUGGGAAGCAACCAGUUGCUUCUGCCAGGACUGUUUGCAUUGACUAAUAUAUAUCGCAUUGUAUUUCAUCAAAGUUCACGACUGUCUCUCCGAUACUUGUCAUCUCAUGAAUACGGAAUCCAUCUGCCUGUAUUACACUUAACAUCAUUCACACAUUUUGUUACUGGCUAUCCUUCAAGGUUUUAUAUUUGUGGUAAUACAUCCAUUGCUGUAUCUUCCUUUUAUGUAGUUGACGAAAAAUUCACCUCCCUCGGCUGCUGUACUUCUGGUCUUUCAAGUCUGGAGGCCUUUGCCUUUGCCUAUCCCUGCCCGCAGAUUCGCAAUAUCACCCCUCCACCCCUCAACUUCUCUGUCGUUUGUACCUCUCGGCUGGAGGCGCCUUGGGAUAACAUCUCUUCGUCGAUGAUAUUAAU
Molecule: messenger RNA, 1311 nt
Organism: Suillus subalutaceus
Lineage: Eukaryota; Fungi; Basidiomycota; Agaricomycetes; Boletales; Suillaceae
Exons: 5
Coding region: 121-945 (274 amino acids)
Source: RefSeq, a predicted model, not a curated record